AUGUCGUUAGUUUCGUCAAACCUGCACAAUGUGACGGGUGAAAGCUCUGACGUUACAGUAAAUCUCGUAUCUUCAUGUUCUACAGUCGUGCAACAUGGGUUUUUAAGGACGACGUUGUGUUAUCGUGACAUUUGUUCUUUAAGCACUUUACAAGAAAUGGAAGAAAAUCCUCCACCUGAUUUUCAACUGCCUUGCUUUUCUUCGUGGACAACAUCACAAUCUGUUCAAGCGAACAUUCCCACAAGUGCUCCUCUGGCACCGAGGAAUGGGCACGAGCAGCCUUACUGGUACCGGCCGCAUUAUAUCGGGUGGCAAUAUGUCACAAGCGGUUCACAGGUGACUGAACAAGCUUCUUUUCAUCAAUCAUCUUCAGCAUAUCAUUUCACCCAUCGCCGUUCUACGGGAUGUCACACUACGGGAUGUCACGCCUCGGAACGUCACGCUAUCGGGUGUCAAUUUACAAACUAUUACUCCAAAGUCACUGAAAAUGCCCAAGGUUUAUCAAGCGGAGUAGCAUACGACCAUAGCGCAUUUCCAAAGAUCGUUUCAGUGCACUCUAUGGGGGAAGAGAGUUACAAUACCCUGCAAAAAACUACGCUUCUCUGUGGAGAAGAAGGUGGUGACACACCAAAUAACCAUUUUUCUAAAUCUUCUCUUGCAAUUCCGGCAACCUGUAACAACGAUGCAGCAAGUUCUCGAAAGAUAACUGAUCAUUCCAUAUCGACAAUUCUUGACCUGCCUUCUGCGAGGAAUUGCUCCUCUUUUCCUGUUCACAAUGAUGGCCUUAUUGGUUCCCCUGCUGAAUAUGACUGUCCUAAGAACGAAACGAAAGUGAGCCUUCCAUCUGACGAACACGAUCAAGGAACAGAAGUAAGAUACAGUAUAGCUAAGGAUGAAGAGAUCAAGAUAACGGAAGGUGAAAUCAGCAACCCAAAUUUCGUCGAAGGAUUUUCAAACCCAGCUCUUCAGAGGCAAAGUAGUAAUUUCACACUUGAAGAGGUAAAAGCUCUAGAGAUCCCUAGCGAACCAACUCUACAGAAAGGCCCUUUGCGCAUAACCUCGUCGAGGAUCAAGGAAAAUACACUGAAUUUGCAUCGCCUUCGGGAAAUCAACAAAGUUCAGAAACGCCUGAAACGCGAAUUAUCAGAACGCCAGGAAACUUGCUUUAGUAAGGAGAAUGAAAUGGGACGAAAAGGAAUUAAAAUAUUCGCAAGCGGCUCCAUGAAAGGUUCUGAAAACCCUUUAAAUUCCCCGCCUGUCAAAAAGUCUCGUCAAGCACCAAUUAAGGAAAAAGCAGAAAGAGAAGAAAGCAUGGCCGACUUAUUGUCAGAUGAGAAGCGUUCAAAGUUAAAUGCAGAGAUUAAAGGACAAAAGUCUUUGGGAGAAACCCUCAGCUCCGAAAAACUAAAAGAAGACUUGCCAAGAGAUGAUUUUAGGAUGAAUGUGUUCGAGAAAUUGGCUCUGUUGAGUGAGAAAAGGAGGUGUGAAGAUUCAACUUCGAGGAGCUCUUCGCUACACGAUAGCGAUUCGCAAAGUUCUGACAAAGUCAAGGUUAAAAUAACCCACGAAAGAAGUAAAGAUACAAUCAUCGAAAGGGAAGACGAGCUCCAUACUUUUCGAUCUAAUUCUAAACGGUCGGCAGCCUUGGGAAACGACGGGGAGUCAAAUGAAAAGAUCGACAUUUUGGUUAUGUCGGAUAGAACGAGUCUGACAGACACUACAACCGCAAGAACCAUCCCAAACAAUUGGUCGUCUGCUUACAUUUACGAAAAUCUGGACAGCAAGAACAGUUUUUAUUUGUCAAAGCGAAAGUAUGGUGGAGAAGUGAGUGGUGAAUUUAUCAAGAGGUGCUGUAAUUCUUUGCCGAGGAAAGUAGAUUGGAAAGCCAAUAACAGUUUGGAAGAAGAACCAUCGCAAAUCCAAGAGAGUGUAGAUAAAGACGAAGAACAACUAAACAUCCCACUCAAGACAGAAGUUUCGUGCAAAGGAGAAAACGUCGAUCCUACACCAUUUCUAGGGAUUGUAAACAGAAAUGGUAAUGUAGGCAAUCCCCGCCUGUUGUCCCGUCCCCUCUCUCAGUCAACGAUUGUAAGCGAUCCAAGAGCAUAUAGGGUAUACGAUGAUGACACACUUCAGAGGAACAUUGAGUUACGACAAAGCAAAAUUAGCGACCUCCUGCGUAAACAAGAGGGACUGUUAGAAAAGCUGGGUUCAACACCUCUCCCGAGAAAGUAACUAAUUCUCGUUCUUUUUGUUUGAACCCCUUCGUUCUUUCUGAGGUGUGCGUGACGGACGUGACAUGUCACAGAACAACACGUCUCAUCCCUGCUAAGUUGGUUGGAUUUAAUGCAUUAAUACGUUGUUGUUGCGCUAGUUGUGAACUGUGCUGGAUGU
Molecule: messenger RNA, 2394 nt
Organism: Pocillopora verrucosa
Lineage: Eukaryota; Metazoa; Cnidaria; Anthozoa; Scleractinia; Pocilloporidae
Source: RefSeq, a predicted model, not a curated record